GCGGACAGGAUCGUGGUCGGGAUAGUGGGGAAAGAUGUCGAGUUUCUCUAAGGCGCACCAGCAAUGGGCCACAUUUGCUCGAGUUUGGUAUCUCUUAGAUGGGAAAAUGCAGCCCCCUGGGAAACUUGCUGCUAUAGCAUCAACUAAACUUCAAGGAUUACAUAAACCUAUGUAUCAUCAACUGAGUGACUGCGGUGAUCAUGUUGUCAUAAUUAACACAAGACACAUUGCAUUUUCUGGAAACAAAUGGGAACAGAAAGUAUACUCUUCACAUACUGGGUACCCAGGUGGGUUUAAACAAGUAACAGCCGCCCAUCUUCACCAGAAGGAUCCCGUGGCUAUUGUAAAACUAGCUAUUUAUGGCAUGCUACCAAAAAACCUUCACAGAAGGACUAUGAUGCAGAGGUUGCAUCUUUUCCCUGAUGAGAGUGUACCAGAAGACAUUCUUAAGAAUUUAGUGGAAGAGCUGCCACAACCACGAAAGGUCCCCAAACGCCUGGAUGAAUACACGCAAGAGGAAAUAGAGGCCUUCCCCAGACUGUGGUCUCCACCUGAAGAUUGCCGGCUGUAGAAGAAUGAAAACUGCAGAAAAUCACAAGGAGGUGAUUGAAACUUCCUCCUGAUAAGUUUCUCCUAAGCCACAGGCUGGGUGAAACAUCCCUGCCUUCCACAGGAAACUUGUGGGAGCUGAAAGUUUGUGGAGAAAGGCCAGGAAGGGAUCUUCCUUCAACAGGAAAUUGCAAUACAUUAUUUUGUAGAACUGCUUUAUCAUGUAAUUUGAUUAGAAUGUUAUCAAGGGUGAUAAGAAUAAAAUUGCUUAC
Pteronotus mesoamericanus is the source of this 821-nucleotide messenger RNA. It is a transcript of the gene MRPL13, whose product is annotated as mitochondrial ribosomal protein L13. The record is from RefSeq and is a predicted model, not a curated record. Gene Ontology annotation, biological process: translation; negative regulation of translation. Gene Ontology annotation, molecular function: structural constituent of ribosome; mRNA binding. The coding region runs from base 35 to 571 and encodes 178 amino acids. The transcript has 7 exons. Gene Ontology annotation, cellular component: ribosome; mitochondrial large ribosomal subunit. NCBI's taxonomy places the organism in Eukaryota, Metazoa, Chordata, Mammalia, Chiroptera, Mormoopidae.